CAGAACAUUUUAAUAAUCCAAAAGAAAUGUACGAGUCAAUACAUGAAUAUACACCUUAAGGUUUGCUAAGGAUGAAAAAGCUUAGCGUUCAGCCAUUGUAACUUUGCUGUAAACUGGUGUCUGGUCGUUUGAUGAUUUGCUUCGUUUUCUUACUGGACUAACGAAAUCAUUCUUUUUUUUCUGUUUAUUACUGUGAAAGUAUUUGAUAACACGGAUUAAUCAUGAGUGAUAGACAGAGUAAUGGUGAGUAUAAGUAUCAAAGAGAUGAAAAUGCCGACGGGAAGGUAAGAGCAUCAUCAGAGAAGGAACGUGAUGAAAAGGAACAUCAAGUUGACAAAGCCGGGGAAUAUGUUCGGGAGCUAUUGCAAGAAAAAGUUGACUUGGAUUCGCAGAAAUGGCCUAAUGCAACUAGGCUACUCGAUCAAGAAAUUCAGAAAACUCAAGCUAUUGGAAAGCCAAUAAGGGAUCCAAAAUAUGUGGAUAUUUAUCGUGAAAAACCAAUACGUGUUUCAGUCAAGGUCUUGGUACCUGUUCGGGAACACCCCAAGUUUAACUUUGUUGGAAAAUUAUUGGGUCCUAAGGGUAAUUCUAUGAAACGUUUACAAGAAGAAACAAUGUGUAAAAUGGCUGUGCUAGGACGAGGAUCAAUGAAGGAUCGUCAGAAGGAGGAAGAAUAUCGUAUGUCUUUGGAUCCGAAAUACGCUCAUCUUUCGGAUGAUCUUCACGUUGAGAUAACAGCUCUAGCACCUCCUGCAGAAGCUUACGCCCGUAUCGCGUUUGCGUUAGCCGAAGUUCGGAAGUACUUGAUUCCCGAUAAUAAUGAUAAUAUACGUCAGGAACAAAUGCGUGAAAUGGAGAUGAGUAUGAACGAUGAUCCGUCAAAUGCCGAUGACAGAAGACCCAUGAGGGGCGUACCAAGCGGUGGUAUAUUGAGGCCAACUGCAAGACCUACGAUGCCACGAUCUUCAAGAGCGGCUAUACUUCCACCACCCUCGAGUCGAGGACCAGUUUCACGUCAAGUAUCGGCAAAGAGUAAAGUAUUUUCCAUUUUGGAUCGUGCUAGAGUUGCUAUGGAUCAAAGUUAUGGUUAUGAGACUGCUACACCUCCUCCGAGUAAUCGCGUUGGUUCUCAUCACGAUUAUGAUUAUCACACGUCAACUGGCAGUAGUAGUCGGUACGGAGACCGACAUUAUACAUCAGCAUCGGGACAUAAUAUGUUCCCUUCCUCGAGGUACACGACUUACGAGUACGAUGACGAUGCUGUUCCGCACUCUUCACACGACUACUACGAAACGUCUGAAUACCCAGGUGUAUAGAAAAAUAAGGGAGAUCGCGCGGGAACGCGUUUUCUUGGAUCGAAAUAUUUUGAUCUCCUUCUGUUUCUCUGUUCAGUGGAGUUUCAAGUGCCUUGAUAUCACGUGAGUAUUGCAGUACCAUUUUACAAUUUCAUUUUUGAGGGACUUCUGUUACGGUACUUGACUUUUUUUUGUUAACCUCUUAGGCAUGGUGGAACUUUAUGCAGCGUUGCUUUUCUAUGAUAGAAUUUGACGCGAAUUAGUAAACAGCACUACAAUGUGUAACAAUGCUGUUCUCUACGCGAGUACAUUGGAAUGAAGUUUUUGAUGAUUAAAUUAUAAUUUUUCCCAAAGACAUGAUACAUAUACUUUAACCUUGAUAAUUUACUUUUUUAGAAAAUUCACAAAAUCUGUAAUUUCCAAAUGUUUUCAAUAUCGCACUAGUGCAAAGAGGCGCUGCCAUAGGGCAUAAACUACUUGGCAUUACCUUUUAUUCACAUGUAAUGUACGUUUGUGGGAUUUGUUAAUACUCUUAUAGAACGUGGUGAAGGCAAAAAAGUGUGAAUCAAAACAUAUGAAAUUAUCAUUCAAUUGGAACGAGCGAAUCAGUAGAGUGAGCCACGGCGCUAUGUAAUCUACGAUGACAUUCAAAAGCCACUAUAGUGGACCGCCGUACAAAGAUGGUACCCCAAGCCACUAUAGUGGUGCGACGUGCCUAACAGCUAACUGAUUACUAUUUUAAGUAAUUUUAGAAUAACCAAUACUCAACCACUGGUCUUGAAGUAUAUGAGCAUCAUAACUUCUGAAAUUUUAAUUAAUAAUGUUGUUGAUAAAAUAUACCGUAUAAUACAAAAUUGUAUCAGUCUUGUCACAGUUAUACCACAGUAAUAGUGGCGCAUAGUGCCUAAGAGGUUAAUCGAACUUGAUGACGUUGGCGUAACUAGGUGCGGAGAGGGGUGAAUAUUUGAUCCUCUCAGAAAAAGGAUUAACACGUGUCAGAAGUUUUGAUAUUUCCUAAUUUUCUCAAACUAAAAUUCUCAAGGUUCUCAAUCUCCAAAUUC
Molecule: messenger RNA, 2356 nt
Organism: Megachile rotundata (alfalfa leafcutting bee)
Lineage: Eukaryota; Metazoa; Arthropoda; Insecta; Hymenoptera; Megachilidae
Product: KH domain-containing, RNA-binding, signal transduction-associated protein 3
Biological process (GO): regulation of alternative mRNA splicing, via spliceosome
Cellular component (GO): nucleus
Molecular function (GO): mRNA binding
Source: RefSeq, a predicted model, not a curated record